AUGCCGCCUGACAAUAUUUCAAACGAUCUAUCAAACUCUCAGCUAUACGAUUUGUUAAUAAAAGCCAUUAAGGAUCAAACAGACGUACUUAAAUCAGAGAUUAAUAUAAAUAUACAGGAUUUGUCUAAUAAAGUCGAAACUGUCGAUACGAAAAACACUGCAAAACUGAAAAAUUUGGGUGUAGAUAUUACAAAUGAUAUGCCUUAUGAAGAUAGGCAAGUCCAACGAGUAUUGAAAGUUUCUUUUCGAAAUACUAAAAGACAAAAUCAUCAAGCUAGAAUUAGAGGAAAUAAAUUAGAAAUUGAUGGAAAGUUUUUUACUCUUGGUGAUUUAAGAAAUUUGGAGGAAUUGGUAUCUGAAGAUAAUUCAUCUGGAGGAAGCAGAAAACGAACAGCCCUCACAACAAAAAGAACAGAAGGCAACACUAAAAUAUAA
Psylliodes chrysocephalus is the source of this 435-nucleotide messenger RNA. The record is from the annotation of a GenBank genome assembly. Lineage: Eukaryota; Metazoa; Arthropoda; Insecta; Coleoptera; Chrysomelidae.